AUGGCUGCCUUUCUUGCGAAAAGAAUUGUUAACCACUCUCUUCGCCUUAGUCCUGUCACUUUACGUAUUACAAGUCGCCUGAGAUAUUUCAGUGAUCAGAUAGAGAAAUGGACAAACGAGAGAUUCGACGAGGUCGUUAAAAAAGACAAAGUUGUGGUAUUCAUGAAAGGAAUUCCCAAGCAGCCCAUGUGCGGUUUUAGUAACGCCGUGGUGCAGAUCCUUCAAAUGCAUGGAGUUGAAACCUACGGCAGCUACAACGUUCUAGAGGACGAAGACCUGAGACAGAGAGUUAAGGAAUAUUCUAACUGGCCUACAAUACCACAAGUUUAUGUCGGGGGAGAGUUUCUCGGUGGUUGCGAUAUCAUGCUACAAUUGCAUCAGAACGGAGAACUGAUCGAAGAACUUCAGAAGGUUGGAAUAAAAUCUUUGUUGUUGGAAAAGGUGGAAGAAGAUAAUAAGGACAGUUGA
Messenger RNA from Porites lobata, 468 nucleotides. The record is from the annotation of a GenBank genome assembly. Lineage: Eukaryota; Metazoa; Cnidaria; Anthozoa; Scleractinia; Poritidae.